AUGAAAAACAAUUCUGUCAAAUUUAAGCAAAAUGUACCAAAGUCUUCAACAACCUCGAUUAUUUCAGAAUUCUCUUGUGAUGAAUCACCAAUGCCAAAUUCAUUUCAAUUUUAAAGUUUCACCCAUGCUUAAACAAUUUCAGCAAAACUCAACAAAAAUUCAGUCUAUAAUGAAUAGAAUAUUAUGUUUAACACACCCAGGAAUUUAGCAGUUCCUUAUUAAGAAAUUGUAAAGCAUUUAAAAUAAUAUAUUAUUAGGAGAAAGAUGAAGUACUUUCUAAAACACCAGUUAAUAAAUAACUCUUAAGUGGAACCAAAUAUAACAAUUCUGUAUAUAAGGAACCAGCAACAUUUUCAGAAGCAUUGAUAAUAUAAUCAAAAUAUACUGAGGAAAGUUUAAAGAAAAUCUAGAAAUUAGAGAAGUUUUUAGAGAAGACAAAAUAAAAGUAUUAAAAGCCUAUUAAUAUUUUAUCUUCUGAUGAAUCACCAUCUAAAUCUAUAUCUCAUAUUCGGAUUUAGGGAUUAACAACAACAACAUAAGAAGGAUAAGAAAAUUAAUUAGAUCCUAAGAUAAAUAAGAAAGUUAAUAGAUUGAUUGAUGAAUUAAGGAUAAUUCGAAAAGUAAAUGAAUAUUAUGAUUUUAGAACAUCCAAUAUUUUUCAGCAUUUGAUGGAACUUAUGCUUAAAGUAGAAAAAUGUAAAAUAAUUUCAUUUCUUUAAAAUAAUAAAAUGGAAUAAUAAUAAAUAAUGGGACUCAUUUGACAAGAUUAGAAUUAAUAAAUGAUACAUUUUCUAGUGAGAAAAUAUGUAAUAUUAAUGAUAAGAAUUCAAAAUUUAUAUCAUUUUGUAUUUGUGAUAAAAAUAUAUCUAAUGAUAUGUUAAUUACUGGUACUGAUUAAGGUAAUAUUAUGGGUUGGAAUUUAUUUAAAAAUCAAGCUUAUCAUUAUUAUGGAUUAAACAAUUAAUAUAAUUGUAAUAUGUAGGAACAUUCAUAACCAACAUUCAUAACAUAAUAAUUAAACAAUAUAUAUGUAGGAUAUAAUAAUGUAAGUUAUUUGUAUUUAUUAAUUUAAGGAAUUGUUGAUACUUGAUGAAAGAAUGAACGAAAGAAAAUGUUUUUAAUUAUAAAUGUAGAAACAAUAAUUAAAUGGUAUUCAAGCAAACUAAAUAUUAUCACCUUUGUUACCUAAAUUUGGAUCCACAAUAAUUGAAAGUCCUUAAUUUAAUCCUAAAGAUCCAAAUCUAUUUAAUUUAACAAGUUUUAAAUUAGAUGAAGAAUAAGAUUAAAUUAAGGAUGAUUUUAUUGAGCAACUCCCAAGUUUUAAAUAAAUAUAAGAUUCAAAAUCUGAAUAUAUUUAACACAUUGAUGUUCAUGAUUAUAAUGUUGUAGUGACAAUGACAAAUGGAUUUAUUCACUUAGAUAUGAGAAAUCCAACCAUUGCUCAAUUCAGUUUCUAAGAAAAUGAAUAGUAGGCUUUAAAGGCCAUGUUUACUCCUGGAAAUUCUAAUAAUAUCAUUUAUGCAAAGUAGAAUUCAAAUAGAUGUUUACUUUGGAAUAUAUCAAAGAAUUAAUUGCUUUUUGAUAAAGAACUAUAGAGUAAUCCUUUGGAUAUGACUAUUGCUCAUGAAACUAAAGAGAUUCUGUUUUUGCAUUAAGAUUAUAAUGAUUCCAUCAUUAAAAUUUACAAUAAUUCCUCUUCAAAGUUAAAAUAUUGUGAUGAGUUAAUAAUUCCUAAUUUUAAUGUUUAAAAGAUUCUUUUAAACUAUUAAUGUGACAAUUUGUAUGGAAUUGGUCCUUACUCUUUGAGAACAUGGAAUUAUUAUCAAAAAAAAGAAAUCGAUUUGAUCCGUGAAGAAAUGCUACAUUAAUUAGAAUUACUUAUAUGA
Molecule: messenger RNA, 1886 nt
Organism: Paramecium pentaurelia
Lineage: Eukaryota; Ciliophora; Oligohymenophorea; Peniculida; Parameciidae
Source: the annotation of a GenBank genome assembly